AUGGCUUCAUCAGCAAGCAUGGCGAUGGCAGAACACAUCGAAAGACGUACUUGGUUCGAACGUGGUGAAAGAUUGUUGUAUCGUGUAGAAUCCAAUCGACGUGAAAUUUUUGAAACAUGGCCAUUAGCUCAUCUUUUAGAUAGUUUUGAAUUGGCUUCUGCUGGAUUCUAUUAUACAGGAGUUGGUAACUUUGUAUGUUGUUUUGAAUGUGGGGUUAAAAUUAACGAUUGGACUUUGGGCGAUAAUCAUCAAAACAAACCAAGUUGUAGAUUUGUAGGGCGAAUACCAUGUGGAAAUGUCCUUGUGGGCAUCCACCCUGACAUAGUGGCUGUACCUACUUACUACCCUUAUCGGAAAAAUAUUUCUUCUGUAAUUCCACCGUCAUUCCGUUAUUCAUAUUAUCCAGCUGCUGUAUCAAGACUUGAACAUCGAGAAUUUAUAAGUCUUUUUGAUUAUGUACCACCACCGUACCCUGAUCUACAGCCUGAGAUUGAUGUUAAAACUGCCAAGGUUCGACAAUACUUGACUUAUGACUUACGCCUAAAAUCAUAUGGAUAUUGGCCUAAGCACAUGAGCCAGACAAAAGAAAAGCUGGCUGAGGCAGGGUUUUUCUACACUGGUACUGGUGACUACGUCCAGUGGUAUCACUGUGGUAAUGGUAUCAAAGAUUGGCUCCCGAAUGAAGAUCCAUGA
This is a messenger RNA of Aphidius gifuensis, 693 nucleotides long. Its product is annotated as death-associated inhibitor of apoptosis 1-like. Gene Ontology annotation, molecular function: ubiquitin protein ligase activity; cysteine-type endopeptidase inhibitor activity involved in apoptotic process. The transcript has a single exon. Bases 1 to 693 code for a protein of 230 amino acids. Gene Ontology annotation, cellular component: cytoplasm; nucleus. The record is from RefSeq and is a predicted model, not a curated record. Gene Ontology annotation, biological process: regulation of cell cycle; negative regulation of apoptotic process; positive regulation of protein ubiquitination. Lineage: Eukaryota; Metazoa; Arthropoda; Insecta; Hymenoptera; Braconidae.